Molecule: messenger RNA, 4505 nt
Organism: Hemiscyllium ocellatum (epaulette shark)
Lineage: Eukaryota; Metazoa; Chordata; Chondrichthyes; Orectolobiformes; Hemiscylliidae
Gene: hdac5
Product: histone deacetylase 5
Exons: 29
Coding region: 453-3764 (1103 amino acids)
Biological process (GO): negative regulation of transcription by RNA polymerase II; chromatin organization
Cellular component (GO): histone deacetylase complex
Molecular function (GO): histone deacetylase activity
Source: RefSeq, a predicted model, not a curated record
AGAUGGCGGAGUGUGGAGUUUGACAGCGCGCGCGAGAGAGAGCGAGCGCGAGCCAGGGGCAGCGGGGGAAUUAAAAACGGCCAAACCGUCACCACACCAUCGGCGCAACGGACACCGGACCGUUCGAUCGGCCGGCUGGCCGAUUGCUGCAUUUGACAGAGCUUGUGCCAUUUUGUAAUCCAGCUUCAGGUCGAUGAAUUGAAGACAGCUGAUUUUACAUUAAUAUAUAAAGCUGGGGCACCAGAGUUUGAAGAAUUAAUUGUGCCUGAUGUGGGAAGAGAUGCCAGCCUAAUGUAGAAAACCAAGAGUAUUCGUAUUAUCUUCAGUCUCAGCAGGAUCUUCUCAUUUUUGUUGUAAACAAACAGAUAUUGUGUGGCAGGGAUUUGCAGUGAGACCAGGUGAAUCAUGAGCUCUCCAGAUAACACAGUCUUGAAGCUUAAAACUCGAGAGAAAUGCUUGAUGUUUGUGCUGCAAUGAGAUGUUUUACAUAUGGUGUAUCUGGACAAGAGCAGCCCCUAGAAUUGUUGCCACAAAGUCGGGUGCACACUAUGCCAACAUCAGCUGUUGAAGUUAAAUCUUCCCUGCCUGUGACUAUGCAGACUGCUACUCCAGUUGACCUGCGGACAGACCCCAGAAUCCCAAUCCCAACUGUGGACCCCCUUCUUCGUGAGCAGCAGCUACAACAUGAACUGCUGAUGCUGAAGCAGCAGCAACAGAUCCAGAAACAACUAUUAUUUGCUGAGUUCCAGAAACAGCAUGAACACCUGACAAGGCAGCAUGAGGUUCAGAUUCAGGAACACCUAAAGCAACAACAGGAGAUCCUAGCAGUGAAGCGUCAGCAAGAAUUGGAACAACAACGCAAACUUGAACAGCAACGACAUGAAGAGUUGGAAAAACAGAGACUGGAACAACAAUUGCUUAUGCUUCGAAACAAAGAGAAAGGCAAGGAAAGUGCAAUAGCUAGUACAGAGGUAAAAUUAAAACUUCAGGAGUUCCUGCUAAGUAAAACUGCUUCGAAGGAUUCUGUGACCAGUGGAUUAAAUCAUUCCCUCCCUCAGCAUCCCAAAAGCUGGGGAGCCCACCAUGCAUCACUGGAACAAAGCUCCCCACCCCAGAGUACAACUCCUCCCACCUACAAAGUCCCACUGCUAGGAUCAUAUGAUGGAAAAGAUGAUUUUCCGCUCCGAAAAACUGCUUCUGAACCCAAUUUGAAGGUACGUUCCAGAUUAAAACAGAAGGUGGCUGAGAGGAGAAGCAGCCCAUUAUUGAGGAGAAAAGAUGGCACAAUAAUUAGCACAUUCAAGAAGAGAGCUAUAGAAAUCACAGUUUCCUCAGUUUGUAACAGUGCACCUGGUUCUGGUCCUAGUUCUCCGAACAGUUCAAACAAUAUUCCUGCUGAGAAUGGAACAACUGGCUCUGUACCCAAUAUUCAUUCUGAGCAUAUGCAUCCACAUCACAAAGCAGUGAACGCUGAUGGAUCAGCAAGUCAGCUGAGUCUCUAUACAUCUCCUUCACUACCUAACAUUUCCCUUGGGCUCCCAGCUACAGUCACAGUAUCCAAUGCACAGAUCAAUGCAUCACAAAAGAUGUCAGCCCAACAAGAAGCAGAAAGGCAAGCUAUUCAGUCUUUGCGUCAGGGUGGUGCCUUAACAGGGAAGUUCGUGAGUACCACCUCGCUACCAUCAGGUUUGCCCACAACGGCAGUUGAAGGAGAAACCAACGCUCACAGCCACCCCUCGCUUCUUCAACACGUGCUGCUUCUCGAGCAAGCUCGUCAGCAAAAUGCUUUGAUAGCUGUGCCUCUCCAUGCACAAUCACCUUUGGUGACGGGUGAGAGAGUUUCCACCAAUCUUCGAACAGUAAACAAGUUGCCUCGGCACCGCCCGCUAAGUCGUACCCAAUCUGCUCCUCUACCCCAGAGUCCCCAGGCUUUGCAGCAGCUAGUGAUGCAGCAACAACACCAACAGUUCUUGGAGAAACAGAAACAGUACCAACAACAAAUCCAACUUAAGAUGCUUUCCAAGUCAAGUGAAUCUCCUCGGCAACCUCCAAUUCACCCUGAAGAGACUGAAGAAGAGUUGUGUGAGCAACAGGACAUGCAGGAAGAUCAGGCACCUGCAAGUAGCAGCAGCAUCAAUUCUGGAGGAAGUGAAGCAACAAAUGACAUUCUUGAACAGGAUGCAAUGCAGGUGAAGGAUGAACCACCAGAUAGUGAAGAGGAAGAUCAACUAGAAGAUCAGAAAGAAGGUGAAGAACAAAUUCCGCAUUUUAAUCAGCAGCAAUUCUUGGACCAGCAACGCAUGCAACAGCUUCAUGUGUAUCAGGCUUCUGUAGCUAUGGGAAGUAUGUCUGUGACAGACAGGCAUCAACCACUCUGCAGAGCCCAGUCCUCCCCAGCAACUGCAAACUUAAAAAAUCCUGGCAAUGAGAAACCUAUCAAGCACCUUUUCACUACUGGUUUAGUCUAUGACACUUUCAUGUUGAAGCACCAGUGCACUUGUGGGAACACUAACAACCAUCCAGAACAUGCAGGGCGAAUACAGAGUGUCUGGUCCAGGCUUCAGGAAACAGGGUUACUUAACAAGUGUGAGCGAAUCCGGGGUAGAAAAGCGACUUUGGAUGAAAUUCAAACAGUGCAUUCAGAACACCACACAUUGUUAUAUGGCACCAGCCCUCUGAACAGACAGAAGCUGGACAGUAAGAAGUUGCUAGGGCCUAUUACACAGAAGAUGUAUGCACUGCUACCCUGUGGUGGACUUGGGGUGGAUAGCGACACUGUCUGGAAUGAAAUGCAUUCAUCUAGCGCUGUCCGCAUGGCUGUUGGCUGCGUUGUUGAACUCUCAUUCAAGGUGGCUUCAGGGGAGCUCAAGAAUGGUUUUGCUGUUGUCAGACCGCCAGGACAUCAUGCAGAAGAAUCCACUGCAAUGGGAUUUUGCUUUUUCAAUUCCGUUGCAAUUUCUGCAAAACUACUUAAGCAAAAACUUAACGUUGGAAAAAUCUUAAUUGUGGAUUGGGAUAUUCACCAUGGAAAUGGUACACAGCAGGCUUUCUAUAGUGACCCUAACGUGUUGUACGUUUCUCUUCAUCGGUAUGAUGAUGGAAAUUUCUUUCCUGGCAGUGGUGCCCCAGAUGAAGUUGGAACAGGACCUGGAGUCGGAUUUAAUGUCAAUAUUGCUUGGACAGGUGGUGUGGAUCCCUCUAAUGGAGAUGUAGAGUACUUGACAGCUUUCAGGACGGUAGUGAUGCCCAUUGCCAAUGAAUUUUCUCCUGACGUUGUGCUGGUAUCUGCUGGCUUUGAUGCUGUGGAAGGCCAUCCCUCACCACUCGGUGGAUACUCCGCGACAGCCAAGUGUUUUGGCUACCUGACCAAACAGCUGAUGAAGCUAGCUGCAGGACGUGUGGUUCUUGCUUUGGAAGGAGGACAUGAUCUCACUGCCAUCUGUGAUGCAUCCGAGUCCUGUGUUUCAGCCCUGCUGGGUAAUGAGCUUGAUCCUCUUCCACAAGAAAUACUUCAACAAAAACCCAACACAAAUGCUGUUGCAUCACUAGAAAAAGUCAUAGAAAUUCAGAGUAAACACUGGAGUUCGGUGAAGCGCUAUGCUUCUACUGUAGGCUACUCGCUGCUAGAAGCCCAAAAGCAUGAAAAAGAAGAAGCAGAAACUGUUACAGCAUUAGCCUCUCUGUCAGUAGACACUGCACAAAGCAAUUCUGAACCAGAGGCCAGGCAGGGAGAUGAACCAAUGGAAGAAGAGCCAGCAAUGUAAAGUGCCAAUGGUCAUAUUAUUGUCACCUGUGUGAAUCUUUCUUGUAACCUCCUUUAAAGUCUAUCAGACAUACAGUGUCCAUUGUCUGCCUCUGACAGUGUUAUUGUAUUGAACUUGAACUGUUGUGAAAAACAUCUAGUCUUCAAGCUAGAUUCACGAGCCAAUCUGUCUGUAUUUGAAGACCUGAAAUUGGAAGAGUUUAAAGGGACACCGCAGCUUUGUAUUUCUUCAAAGUUCAUCUGUUCUCCCUUAAGGGAGAAUAAUGUUUUAAAGGUUACAAAACACUUGAGGCUUUGAUUUCAGAUCUCUAGCCUAAGUGCAGUGGUAAGAUGUGAACGUUUGAAAUGGUUAUAAGAGUUGAUAAGUCUGCUUCCAAGAGGAUGUUGAAAAGCAGGAAAGAAAAAAUGAUGGAGAGGAAGCAGCAUAAUAAUUUUGUCAUGAGAAUUGAAAGGAAAUUUGUGCCUUUUUCAAAAAAAAGUAGUUGAAACUCACAACUUCAUUUUUAAAUGCCUUAAUUUACAUCAGUGAAAUACUGCUGUUGGUUUUUGGAACAUAGUCAAAGAUGACAUGAUCACCCAAUUUAAAAAUCUUCAGCUACUUUUAAUCACAUUGAUGAACAAUACCCCUCUCUGUAUAAACUUUAGGUUUGAUUUAUUUAUUUCUUUUUUGUAAUAUUUCUUAAACCUUAUUUGUGAAUUUGCUGAUGACCAAUUGUUAUCUUGAUUUUUGUUUUUUGUUUAG